Molecule: messenger RNA, 4198 nt
Organism: Silurus meridionalis
Lineage: Eukaryota; Metazoa; Chordata; Actinopteri; Siluriformes; Siluridae
Gene: rtel1
Product: regulator of telomere elongation helicase 1
Exons: 32
Coding region: 180-3785 (1201 amino acids)
Biological process (GO): DNA recombination; negative regulation of t-circle formation; DNA repair
Cellular component (GO): nucleus
Molecular function (GO): hydrolase activity, acting on acid anhydrides, in phosphorus-containing anhydrides; DNA polymerase binding; DNA binding
Source: RefSeq, a predicted model, not a curated record
GCUUAAACAAAAACACGAAGAAAAGUGGCGCGGCGUGAAUAAACACAGGGCGGCCGGUAACGCAGGGGUUUGGGGUGUAAUUGAACUUGGAGUAAAUGUGUUUAAAUGAACUUGAAUCGUAAUUAAAUAGAGUGGAAAUGUUUAAUUGAGGUGUGUGGUGCAGUUCUACUGAUUACAGGAUGCCUUCUCUUACUUUAAAUGGAGUUACAGUGGAGUUUCCUUUCACUCCUUAUUCAUGUCAGACGGAUUACAUGAGCAAAGUGAUCGAGUGUCUGCAAAAUAAAGUCAAUGGAGUGCUCGAGAGUCCGACCGGUACAGGGAAGACGUUGUGUCUGCUCUGCGCGACGCUCGGCUGGAGAGCGUAUUUUAAAGACUCCAUAUCUGCCAGGAAGAUCGCCGAAAGGAUGGGAGGUGCAGAGCUUUUCCCCGACAGGCCCGUGUCGUCUUGGGGAACGUCAGCGACCGAUGGUGAAACAACCGCAUAUUACACAGACAUCCCCAAAAUCAUCUACGCAUCGAGGACGCAUUCUCAGCUGACCCAGGUCAUCAGCGAGCUCAAGAACACCACGUACAGGUCGGAACGCUGUCAGAAAGUGUUUUUAUUCACUUUCUGGGAAAUCUAUUUAGUGUGUUUUACUCUAAAAUUGGAUUAUAGGCCGAAGAUUUGCGUUCUGGGCUCCAGGGAACAGCUGUGCAUCAACCAGGAGGUCAUGAAGCAGGAAAGCAAUCAUGUUAAGGUCCACAUGUGUCGAGCAAAGGUCUCCUCUCGCUCCUGUCUUUUCUACAAUAAUGUUGAUGAGAAAAGUACCGACAAGGACAUCGUGAAUUCCAUCUUAGAUGUUGAAGAUCUUGUCAAAACGGGAAAAAAGCAAAGGGUGUGUCCGUAUUACUUAUCUCGCUCUCUGAAGCAGCACGCUGACCUCAUCUUCAUGCCCUACAACUACCUUCUGGAUCCAAAGAGUCGCCGAGCUCACAACAUCGAGCUCAAAGGAGCCGUGGUCAUUUUCGAUGAAGCACAUAAUGUGGAGAAGAUGUGUGAAGAGUCUACCUCCUUUGACCUGACUCCUUACGAUCUAACGUCAGCCAUCGACGUUGUGGACAAGCUGCUGAGGGAGCAGGCCUCUGAUAUCGGCAAAGGAGAAUCUUCAGAGGAUUACGGCGGGGAAUCUUUUAGCUCAGGUCUGAACCUGGACAUCACCACUAUCGCUAAAAUAAAACAAAUUUUAAUGGACCUGGAGAUCACUGUAAACAGCUUUGAGAUGCCUUCUAAUAACCAGGGGAUUACCAAGCCUGGAAGCUUUAUUUACGAGCUUUUCCAGAAAGCCCAUGUGACCUAUGACACCAAGACUGCGAUCGUAGAGGCGAUGGAGCAGAUCACAGGAUAUAUGGCAGCCAAGCCGGGGAUUUUUCUCAACACCAGCGGCCUGCAAAAAGUCGCAGAUAUUAUACAACUGGUGUUUGCUGUGGAACCAGCAGAGGGCGCCGUGCACAAGGGGAACGCCAUGCACCAGUUCAAGGUUCACAUUCAUCCAGAUGUGAGCAGUUUCAAGAAAAAGCAGAGCGUCGAUCUGUGGGCGUCGUCCUCCACAAGAAAGCAAGGGAAUGUGCUGAGUUACUGGUGUUUCUCUCCGGGAUUCAGCAUGCAGGAUCUCCUCAGGCAGGAAGUGCGCUGCAUCAUCUUGACCAGCGGAACCCUGUCGCCUCUUUCAUCCUUCACCUGUGAAAUGCAGAUCCCAUUUCCGGUGAGUCUGGAGAACCCUCACGUUAUCCAGAAGGACCAGAUCUUCGUCAGUAUUAUCGAUAAAGGGCCAGACGGCGUGCAGCUCAGCACAGCUUUCGACAGGAGGUUUGUUCCAGAGAACAUGGCAUCUUUGGGAAAUACUAUUGUAAAUUUAAGUCGAGUGGUUCCACAUGGCCUGCUGGUGUUUUUCCCUUCAUACCCGGUGUUGGAUAAAACACUGGAGUAUUGGAAGGCCAGUGGUCAUGUAGACCGCAUUGAGUCCAUGAAGCCCAUGUUUGUCGAACCCAAAGGAAAAGGAACCUUCACAGAGGUGAUUGAUGGCUUUUAUGACAAGGUAAAUGACUCCAAGUCAAACGGAGGAAGCUUCUUCGCUGUGUGUAGAGGAAAGGUGAGUGAAGGGUUGGACUUUGCGGACACGUAUGGGCGUGGUGUGAUCAUCACUGGCCUUCCCUACCCCCCGAGAAUGGAUCCCAAGGUGGUGCUGAAGAUGCAAUACUUGGAUGAGAUGUGCAGAAACAAAACCAGUGGUGUAAAGUAUCUGUCUGGGCAGGAGUGGUACAGACAGCAGGCGUCUCGUGCCGUGAACCAAGCUAUCGGUCGAGUGAUCCGUCACCGUGAGGAUUACGGUGCCAUCUUUCUCUGUGACUACAGGUUCAAAAGUGGGAAUGUACGUCAGCAGCUCCCGUCGUGGGUCAGACCUUAUGUCCGAACCAAUGAAAACUUCGGCGCUGUGGUUCGAGACGCUGCACAGUUUUUCCGAGUCGCACAAAAGCUUAGGCCUGUGCCAGAGAAAAAGAAGUUGAAAGGUGUGGAGUGCGAGAGCCAGACAGCUAAAAUCGCCAACCAGACGAGUCCAGGCUGCAGUCGUGGAGCUCAGAGUGCCUGGGACUGCAGUUCGUCUCUCAAAGCUAAAGGGUUCGACUCUCACGUGCCAAGUCUGAAGAAGAGGAAGCUGGGCGAUCGUUGUGAGAGAGAUGGGACAUCCAGGAUUUGUGUCCAGUACGAGAUGGAGAUGAGUUCCAGCAAGAAGAGACCAUUGGGUCUGCUUGAUGCUCUGGAUAAAAGCGACCCCAAUCAAGACGAGGAUGAUUCCUUGGUUGGGGAGGAGAAGGCCAGCCGCUUGUCCACGUUAUCUCUACAGUAUGAUAAACGCCUGGAUGAUGAAUCGAGGGGAGGGAAACGCAAACUGAGAGUAGUGCAAGAACGGAAACCCAUAGACUCCAGCGCAGCAGGCAAAGGCAAGGCCUUUAUGCUGGAGCUGAGGAGAUGUUUAAGUCAGGAGAGCUACAUGCAGAUCAUCAACACCCUGCAGACGUACAAGGCCACAGAUAACUUCGAGGACUUUUUAGCAAAAACGACAGAUAUUCUCGUACAAGACCCAAAUACACACAGUCUGCUGAGAGGAGUCUAUCAGUUUGUUCGGCCGCACCACAAGAAGCAGUUUGACGAGCAGUGCCAGCUUCUUACAGGCAAAGGCUGCGGGUACAAGCCCGAGCACUCCAUCUCCCGGCAGGAGAGAGCGUUACUCGUGAAACAAACAGCCAAAGUGGAAACCGCUGAAACAUGCACCAUCGCCCAGUUAGACACAAACAAGCAGCUCAAUCAAGGUGGAUCUCAUCUGGGGACGCAUAACUUGUGUGGAACGGAUGCGAGUGUGAAGCAUCAGAACCCACCACAGUCUGGAAAAGACAGUCCAUUCAGCGCUUCCCUGCUGUCUGACAUUAGAAAGGCUGUCGGUGCUGAGAAGACUGGUCUGCUUUUCUCAGCGUUGAAGGAGUACAGGCAAACUAACGAUUACGAGCAGAUGGUGUCGACAGUUGUGGGGCUGCUGACCGAGCGAGACGAAGACAUCGCUCUUUUACAACGUUUAAGAGGGUUCAUUCCAGUUCACCAUCGUCAGCAGUUCUCCGAGAUGUUAACUUCCUUGACUGGGAGCGUAAUAGUGCCUUGCCAGGAUUCUGAAGAGGGUUCAAGUCCACCUGUUUCAGUUUCACAGCUCUGUUCAUCAAAAUCACAAAGCAAGAUAUCUUCUUUCUUCUCCUGACUGAAUCCCACAAGCAGCUCUUCCUGGCAUUCCAAUCUUCACUUGGACCAUAUUGGACAUUUUUUAAAGAAAUAUAAAAUGAUUGUUUUUCCAAAAAUAAAUAAAAAUAUUUUUUUACUCAUUUCUAAAUAUUUGUUUUACUUUUCACAGUAAUUUGUGUGAGAUGUGCAGAAAUUCCAGCUGCUCUGUGUUUUUCUCUUUGUUACAUCUAUAAAAUGUAUUUAGAUUGGUUUAAAUCAGUUGAUUAAUACAUAUGCAUUUAUAUACAGCUGAGGUGUUUAUCUGUCCAGUUCAGGUUGAACCAAUCUGAUCAUGCUUUUCUGAUCUCUGUGCCUGUCCAAUUUCCUUUUUGCAUUAAUUGUGUGGAACUCUGCAGAAAUAAUAAUGAAAUUAAAAAAGAGCAUCCAGAAUAA